Messenger RNA from Fonsecaea erecta, 1899 nucleotides. RefSeq names its product lysine-tRNA ligase, variant. Gene Ontology annotation, molecular function: tRNA binding; lysine-tRNA ligase activity; ATP binding. Lineage: Eukaryota; Fungi; Ascomycota; Eurotiomycetes; Chaetothyriales; Herpotrichiellaceae. The record is from RefSeq and is a predicted model, not a curated record. Bases 1 to 1899 code for a protein of 632 amino acids. The transcript has 5 exons. Gene Ontology annotation, biological process: mitochondrial lysyl-tRNA aminoacylation. Gene Ontology annotation, cellular component: cytoplasm; mitochondrion.
AUGGCGUUCGACCCGUUGGCCGGCGCAAGGAAGUCUGUGAUCAAACUUCUCCGACAAAUGUCUGAUUAUGAUCUAAAUGGGAAAUACCUGCUCUACAAGUUAUCCGUCCCUGAAGCUCCCAUUGGGAGUCCGCGCUCGACUCAAUUCCUCUACCACGACUCUCGUUUACAGAAACUUCCAUGCGCCCGGCGAGCAUGUUUUGCGACGGGGGUUUCGAAGUCAAGCUCCCGCGACACGUUGAAAGCUGGGAGUGCACAUGCGACUAAAGAGGUGCAAGAGCGCCUUGAAGAACUACAAUGUUCCACAGUACCGCUCUACCCGCGCUAUCAACGUACUCCUGAAGCACAGAGCAUCCGAUCACUGCAAGGGGAAGUGGACGUCGAUGCCGAUGCCGAUAAGGAUGGUAUGUCCGGGAGGGUUUCUUCCAUCCGGCUGAGCGGCUCGAAGUUGGCAUUCGUGGAUAUCGUCGAGGAUCAGACGAAACUACAGGCUGUGCUGUCUCACUCGGCAUCCGAAGGCACGGGGGUGACCUUGGCCGACUUCAAGCACCUUUGCCGGCUGCUCAGAAGAGGUGACUAUGUUUCAUUGAAGGGAAAUCGACCAUAUAAGGCCAAAAACGGUCAGCUCUCCAUUCGGGCUGCUACCAUGCCCGUCAUUCUAUCGCCUUGCCUCCGACGAUUCCCAGUUGAGGAUCGAGGCUUUGCAACGACUGAACUUGCAGAGUCCAAUUUUCAACCCCGACAUGUGGAAAUGCAGACGGAUCCCGAAAUUUUAGAGACCAUCAAAGCCCGGGCCACCCUCAUCCGGACGAUGAGACGUUUCUUCGAGUCGCGACAUUUUAUCGAAGUGAGCACUCCUAUCCUGUCUGCCGCCGCGGGCGGCGCCACUGCGAAACCAUUCGAGACCAAGGCGACAGAAUUUCCUCACCGGAAACUCAGCCUGCGCAUCGCCCCGGAACUAUGGCUGAAAAGGCUCAUUGUUGGCGGCAUGGACAAGAUCUUCGAGAUUGGACCUUCGUUUCGGAAUGAAGGUCUCGACAAAACACACAAUCCCGAAUUCACCACAUGCGAAUUCUACGCCGUUGGCCAUGAUCUACGCCGACUAAUGGAUAUGACGAAGCAGCUCGUCACUGGCAUUGGCUUGGCUAUCAAAGCUCUCCCAUACCAGUAUACGAACGCACCCUCGUACCUGUUCGAUUCUGUGGACGCUUCAUACGAAGAACUUGACUUCAUCCCUUCUCUCAAUUCUGCCCUGGGAGUUGACCUUCCCAACCUCUCCUCGCCCUCCGCCCACUCCGAGCUCCUCGAACUUUUCCAUUCGCACGGCCUACCCCUCCCCAGCAACCCCACGGUCCCUCGACUCGUGGACAAGCUUUCCUCAUUGCACCUCGAAUCACGGUCUGUGCACAGACCGCUCUGGAUCACAAACAUUCCCGAGUGCCUGUCCCCUCUGGCGAAAUCAUACAUCCACCCCACAGCACCCAAUGAUCAACCAGUUGCGGCACGAGCAGAGUUGUUCAUCGCCGGGAAAGAGGUCGUGAAUUGCUAUGAGGAAGAGAAUUCGCCCUUCGAGCAAAGGAGAAAGUUCCUUGAGCAACAAAAAUACGGCACGCUCCAAUCCCGCCCACAGCCCAACUCGAACAAGAGCGGAACAAAGGCUGCGAAGUCAGAUGUGGAAGGCGACGAGGAGGUGAUGAAGGUUGACGAAGACUACCUUCAGGCCCUGGAAUGGGGACUUCCGCCCACGGGUGGAUGGGGCUGCGGUGUCGAUAGACUGGUCAUGCUUUUCACGGGGAAAGAGAGGAUCGGAGACGUUCUCAGUUUCGGCAACCUCAGGGCCGUCACAAGGGGCGCGGAGGCAGACAGCCACCCAAGAGACGAAGACGGCAAAGUUCAAUAG